AGGGCAAGGGGGAAAUGGCGGGCGGGGACUGAGGGGGGCGUGCAGGUAAACUAACCGGCCGGAGGUCGCGGGCAUGGCCGAGGCCAGGAAGCGGCGGGAGCUGCUUCCCCUGAUCUACCAGCAUCUGCUGCAGGCGGGCUAUGUGCGCGCAGCGCGGGAAGUGAAGGAGCAGAGCGGGCAGAAAAGUUUCAUGGCUCAGCCUGUAACCCUUCUGGACAUCUAUACACACUGGCAACAAACCUCAGAGAUUGGCCAGAAGCGGAAGGCAGAGGAAGAUGCAGCACUGCAGGCCAAGAAGACCCGUGUGUCAGACCCCAUUAGCAGCUCAGAGAGCUCAGAAGAGGAGGAGGAGGAGGCAGAACCCAAAACUGCCAAAGCCACCCCGAGACUAGCAUCUACCAACUCCUCAGUCACGGGGGCGCUUUUACCUUCAAGCAUGAAAGAAAAAGCCAAGGCAAACACCAAGAAAGCCAGCAAGCCAGUGAACUCCACGGCACACCCUGCCUCCGGGAAGGCAGUGGCCCAUCUCCUCGCUGGGAAGUCACCCAAGAAGGCAGCAGGGCCCUUGGGAAAUACCAUCCUGGUCUCAGAAACUGAGGAGGAGGGCAGCGUCUCAGCCCUCCGAACCACUGCCAAGCCUGGAAUGGCAUCAGCGAGCCAGGCCGACAGCUCCAGCGAGGAGUCCUCCAGCUCUAGUGACGAGACGGACAUGGAGAUGAAACCUGCAGUGAAGCUGCCGCAGGUCAGAGCCCCACCAGCCCCAGUCAAGGAGUCUCCAAGGAGAAGGGUGGCUCCAACCCCUGGGAAGGCAGGGAAUGUGACACCCCAAGUCAGAGGAGAUACCCUGACCUCAGCUGGCAAGGCCAAGAAUCCAGAAGAGGUCUCAGAGAGCAGCGAGGAGGAGUCGGAGAGUGAGGAGGGAGCUCCUGCAGGGACCCCCAGCCAGGUGAAGGCCUCAGAGAAAACUGUCCAGGUCCGAGCUGCCUCAGGUCCUGCCAAGGGGACUGCUGGGAAAGGGGCUACCCCAGCACCCCCUGGGAAGGCAGGGCCUGCAGCCACCCAGGCCAAGGCAGGGAAGCCUGAGGAGGACUCAGAGAGCAGCAGCGAGGAGGACUCAGACAGUGAGGAGGAGCUGCCAGCUGCCAAGACCCCACUUCGGGUAAAACCCUCAGGGAAGAUCCCCCAGGUCAAAGCUGCCUCAGCAGCACCUGCCAAGGCAUCUCCUAGGAAAAGGGCGCCUGCAGCACCCCCGGGCAAAGCAGGCCCUGUGGCCCCCCAGGCCAGGAAGCAGGAGGAGGACUCGGAGAGCAGCAGCAGCGAGGAAUCAGACAGCGAGGGCGAGGCGCCCGCAGCUGUGCCCCAGACCACAAGCCUGGCUCAGGCAAAGGCCUUGGGGAAAAACUCCCAGGUCAAAGCUGCCUCAGCUCUGGGCUUGGGGCCCUCAGCAAAGGGCGCUGUCCCAGGGCCCCCUGGGAAGGUGGGGUCUGCGGCUGCCCAGGCCGUGAAGCGGGAGGAGGACUCGGAGAGCAGCAGUGAGGAGGAGUCGGACAGCGACGGGGAGGCACCGACAGCCGCGGCUUCGGCCCAGGCAAAGUCUUUGGGGAAAGUUCCCCAGGUCAGACCUGCCUCGGGUCCUGCCAAGGGGCCCUCUCAGAAGGCCGGGCCUGCAACCACCCAGGUCAAGACCGAAAGGUCCAAGGAAGACUCGGAGACCAGCGAGGAGUCAGACAGUGAGGAUGAGACACCCGCAGCUGUGACUCCAGCCCAGGCAAAACUGGCUGGGAGAACUCCUCAGACCAAGGCCUCCCCACGGAAGGGGACUCCCAUUACACCUGCAUCUGCCAAGGUCCCCCCAGUGCAAGCAGGCACACCAGCCCCCUGGAAAGCAGGAACGGUGUCUUCACUAGCCUGCACAUCAUCCCCAGCCAUGGCCAGGGGCGCCCAGAGGCAAGAGGAGGACUCUUCAAGCAGCGAAGAGUCAGAUAGCGAGGAGGAGACAGCUCCUGCCACAGCAGUGGGACAGGUGAAGUCUAUAGGAAAAAGCGUCCCAGGGAAAGCUGCCUCAGCGCCCACCAAGGGGCCCUCAGGGCAAGGGACUGCCCCAGUGCUCCCAGGGAAGGCAGGGACUGUCAUGGCCCAGGUCAAAGCUGAGGUACAGGAGGACUCAGAGAGCAGUGAGGAGUCAGACAAUGAGAAGGCAGCCUCGACUGCCGCACAGGUGAAGACUUCAGUGAAAAGCCCUCAGACCAAAGCUAACUUGGCUGCCAGCCGAGUAGCUUCAGCCAAAGGGGCAGUGUCAGCUUUGGGGAAAGGGGUCACUGCAGCUGCUCAGGCCAAGCCGGGGUCCCCAGCCAAGGCAAGUGGGACCAGAGCCACAGGUGGUGCCAGGGUGGGAUGGAGAGGAAGACCCAGCAGUGGCCCCAGUCUGGACAAGGGUCCUGCACAGGUAAAGCCUCCACUGAGGACCCCCCAGAGCAGUGUCGUCUCGGGGAAGGGCCAGGUGUCUAUGACAGCUGUGGGGAAGGCAGUGGCCGCAGCAGCCCAGGACCAGCAGGGACCUGUCAGGGGCCCAGAGGAGGACUCAGAGAGCAGUGAGGAGGAGUCUGACAGUGAAGGGGAGGCACCCACCCAGGCAAAGCCCUCAGUGAAACUCCCCCAGGUCAGAGCUUCCUCAGCCCCCACCAAAGGUUCCCCCAAAAAAGGGGCUGCCACAGCACCCCCUGGGAAGGCAGGACCCCCAGCCGCCCAGGCCAGGAAGCAGGAGGAGGACUCGGAGAGCAGCAGCGAGGAGUCAGACAGUGACAAGGAGGCGCCAGCAGCUGUGCCACCAGCCCAGAAGGAGGGUAACUCCAAAACCGCCAGUAGCAAGACCCUGGCCCCAGCACCCCCGGAGAAGAAGGCAAAAGAGUCCUCAGCCAGCAGUGACGAGGAGCUGCCGGACAGCCAGGUGAUUAAAACCCCUCUGAUUUUUGUCGACCCUAAUCGUAGUCCAGCUGGCCCAGCUGCUACCCCCGCCCAAGCCCAGGCUGCGAGCGCCCCGAGGAAGGCCCGGGCCUCGGAGAGCACAGCCAGGAGCUCCUCUGAGAGUGAGGAUGAGGAUGUGAUCCCCGCCACGCAAUGCUUGACUCCUGCCGUUAGAACCAAUGUGGUGACGGUGCCCACAGCCCAGCCGAGGACAUCCCCCAGAGCCAGCAGCAAUGAGGAGUCCACUCCGGUGUCCGAAGGCAAGAAGCAGGAGGCGCCAGCCACUCAGGUGACAAAGACGAACCCAGCUCACCUCCCGCUGACCCAGGCUGCCCUGAAGGUCCUUGCCCAGAAAGCCACUGAGUCCAAGUCUCCUCCUGCCAAGACCCUGUCUUCAAGUGGGACUGACAAUGCUUUGGGAACACUCCCUGUGACGAGUCCCCAGAACACCCCUGCGCAGGCCAAAGUGACUGACAAGCCUAAAAAGCCUGAGGUUCCUACAGCCAAGCGGGCCAUGGCCACUCCCUCGGGACGCCCCAAAGCCAAGGCCUCUGGGACCUCAGACGACAGCGACGACAGUAGCGGCAGCUCUUCAGGGAGCGAGGAAGACGCUGAGGGGCCCCAGACGGCCCCGUCAGCCCACAGGCCAGUAGGUGCAGCCGCCUCCAAGAGGGAGACCUUGGUGGAAGAGACCACAGCAGAGUCCAGUGAUGAUGAGGUGGUGGAACCUUCCCAGUCUCUCCUCUCAGGUUAUGUGACCCCCAGGCUGACUCCAGCCAGUUCCCAGGCUUCAAAGGCUUCAAAGGCCACUCCCAAACCAGAUCCCAACCCCUCCAUUUCUUCUACUUCGAUCACCAAAGAUGCCUUGGACGGCAAGCAGGAAGUGGAGCAGCCCCAAGCAGCAGGCACCAUGUCCCCUAAAACAGGCAGAAGAGAGGCUAGCACCACACCUCAGAAGCCCCAGAAGGGACCUGGGAGCCCUCAGGCCUCCACUCUGGCGCUGCAGAGCGACAUCACCCGGCGCCUCCUGAGCGAGCCCUGGCCCCUGAGCGACACGCAGGUGCAGGCCUCGGUGGUGAAGGUCCUGACGGAGCUGCUGGAGCAGGAGAGGAAGAAGGCUGUGGAUGCUGCCAAGGAGGGCGGCCAGAAGGGCCGGCUGGGCCACAAGCGGAAGCUGUCAGAAGACCAGACGACCGCCAAGGCCUCCAAGAGCAAGAAGAAGAAGCUGCUGGCGGCCGGGGAAGGCAGGGAGCGUGCUCCCUCCCCAGAAAAGGCCCCCAGGACUCCCAAGGGGAAAUCCAAGAGGGACGGAGCGAGUGGUAACAUCAAGGAGAAGAAGGAGAAGGAGUCUCCCGGCUCCCAAGGGGCCAAGGAGAAGCCGAAAGGGGGGCCAGGGACGGCGAAGGGUGAGGGUGGAGACGAAGGCAACCCGAAGAGCAAGAAGGAGAAGAAGAAAUCCGACAAGAGAAAAAAAGACAAGGAAAAAAAGGAUAAGAAGAAGAAAGCAAAAAAGGCCUCAACCAAAGACCCUGCCUCACCAUUCCAGAAGAAAAAGAAGAAAAAGAAGAAGACGGCAGAGCAGACGGUCUGAAGGACACCAGGCGGCAGAAGAUGGCCUGCUGUGGUGUCCAUGCUGGCCAAGCCAGUGAGCUGUGCAGAGCUCCCGUGACCUCCACUCAGUGACCCCAGGCUGAUUUCUGUUCCGACACAGGAUGCUACGUAUGGACAUGUACAGUAUAUAUAUAUUUUUUUAAGUGACCUGCCCCUCCCUUCUCAGACCCAACAUGCCCAGGGGCCUCGGGACUUCCCACCUCUGCCCUGCAGACCCGGCGAGGUUCAGCCUGCAAUUCCUUCCACACCCCUGGUCUCCAGCUCAUGCUGAGGCUUUGUCCUCCUUUUGUUAGUCUUUUUCCCGUUUUGUUUGUGGUUUUUUUAGUAAGAACUCAAAAAAUAAAAGACUUGAAGGAAAGGUGCAAGUUCCCAGUGCAUCCAGGGCAAAUGUUUUGCAUUGAUUUAUUCUUGGGAGAGUCUGACAGUUGGAAGUGAACAGACCAUCGCUCAGGAUUUAUUCUUGACUGCGUAUCAGGGCUCUGGGAUACUGUGGUGAGUGAGACACAGGUUGCCGGAGGAGACUCGAAGUGCCCUGGUGUGCACUGGGGUGGAGGCGGCUUCCUGAAGGAGGUGGUAUCUAAGCUAAGGGGGAGCUCAGGCAUGGUCAUGGUUGGUUUCCAGAUGCUGGGGUAGGACACCGGGCCCCUGGCUUCCUGCAUACCCAUGCUUCCUGUUUGGGACCAGGAGUCUUCUCUGCAGGGCCUGUCAGUCCCGCAGGCUUGGUCCGAGACCUGGCUCAUGCACCUGCAGCCCAACUUCACACGAUGCCACCCUGGCCGUCCUCCCGGAAACAAAAGAGAUAAGGAGGGCCUUCCAAGUCACCUUUUGAAGUUAGGAUGAGCUGCUAGCGGGCAGGCUCUCUCAAGGUAACUAGUGAAGAAUAGCUGGCAGGCACAGUAGGAGCAGAAAGGUCAGUUAGAAAUGAGUUGUCCUCAUGUGUAGGCAACAAAGGUUCUGCAGCGAUGAAGGCAAGAAGUGGAGGAACUCAAAAAAAGAUGUGUCAGGGUGUUGUCCACAGGGCUUAGUGAUGGUGGGCGGUGCGGAGGCCCACUUCCCUGGGCCCAGAGCAGUGCGGAGCGCCUGAGGUCGUGGAGACAUCUCUCCGAGACUUUUGGCCUCCCCCUAGAGAUAGUGGGAGGUUGUGCAGAAACAGCACUGGCUGUGGAUGUCUGGAGAGCCAGGGUGGCAUCUGGCUGCACGCUUGGGGCCCUUGGGCAAAGCCCGUCCCUGGGUAGCCUCUCUCCCCACAAAUGUGUUGGUCUAGAGCAGAGGCAGCAGAGCAAUGUCUUUAAACUUAGAGAUGGAGGGGUUUCACCAAACUUCCUGAUUUGGAGCGCCUCUUGAAAAGUCCAGAACUCUGACGACAGGGGCCUCUGCUCCUCCUGGCAACAACCAGCUGGGGCUGUGCAGCCACCCCUUAAGUAGGACAGAGGCCCCCAGUUCCACAGCCCCCACUCCCUGGUGGUCCCGACAUGGGGGCCCCGUGUUGUUGCCAUCUGUCAUCACACUUGUACCAUUCUUAGUAUAGAAAUGAAAAUGGGGAUGUGAGAAAAUGGAAGCUGGACCCACAGAGGCUGUGCUUAAAGAGCUACGGGCAGGAGCCUGUUUCUUUUUGGAAGUAAAGAAUGUUCCUGUGUGUUACACGUGGAAGCCAAGUGUUUCUGUGUCCAAUGACUGGAGCACCCCAGCCCGGCCUGGUCCCACGGGCAUGUGUUUGGGCUCCCUGGGCUGCAUCCUCCCACCUAGACCACAGGGUUCACGGUCUCCAGUUAACCCCCUUGGGGUAACCGAACCAGACCUAACAGAACAGCCAAGAGCUGCAAGCGUUCUACUUACUAUCUUUAUUUUCACAGCUGUGGCCCUGAGGGCUGAUGACAAGCUUGGCUGCGCAGCAGGAACUAGGGGUUGGCAGAAAGUGAGGAGGGGCUGUGGGUGGGGAGGUGGUUCUUCCUGGUGGGGGUGGGGAGAGGGGAAGGGUGGCUCACCCUCCUCUUAAACAGGCUGGAAAGCCGAGGCCGGGGGGGAGGGGACGGCAGGAGUGUCCGUUCUGGGGCUUGGGAUACUGUUGUCUCUUCUCCCUGCACCUGACCACCUCGUCCACAGGCCUGGAUCCUGGAGCUUCAUGUUAGAGGCUACUGUGAUGUCAGAAAUGGGUGUCAGCCUAGUUCAUGCUCCACCUCCCUAGGCCUUCUGUCCCUGCUAGUGUGGGGGGCUUUGGGCAGCAGGGCCCUGCUGCAUCAUCAGUCUAGGCUGUUCUGAUAUGAUUUGUUGUGUCCAAGGAUGAUGGAGAGCCAGGUGCCAGAGUCCCCUGGAAUGAGGCGCAGAGUGGGAGACAGUGUGGGGAGGGGUGUGUAAGGGAAGGAGAGAGGGGCUA
Messenger RNA from Camelus dromedarius (Arabian camel), 6949 nucleotides. It is a transcript of the gene TCOF1, whose product is annotated as treacle ribosome biogenesis factor 1. The coding region runs from base 74 to 4555 and encodes 1493 amino acids. Gene Ontology annotation, molecular function: RNA binding; scaffold protein binding. The record is from RefSeq and is a predicted model, not a curated record. Gene Ontology annotation, biological process: nucleolar large rRNA transcription by RNA polymerase I. Gene Ontology annotation, cellular component: nucleolus. The transcript has 27 exons. Lineage: Eukaryota; Metazoa; Chordata; Mammalia; Artiodactyla; Camelidae.